This is a messenger RNA of Uloborus diversus, 2095 nucleotides long. RefSeq lists its product as uncharacterized. The record is from RefSeq and is a predicted model, not a curated record. The coding region runs from base 152 to 2017 and encodes 621 amino acids. Lineage: Eukaryota; Metazoa; Arthropoda; Arachnida; Araneae; Uloboridae. The transcript has 18 exons.
ACUAUCAUCACUCAUGUGGACUUUCGUUUCUCAGCUGUUUAUUGUUUAUCUUUUUUUUUGUUAAACUAUUCGUAAAAUGCAUGGUUGGUAAUUAGUAAAAGUGACUGCAUCGCUUCAUCAGGAUAAAAUAACUAGUUAAGUCGUUGUAAAUAUGAUUCUGUAUGUACGUUCAACAUUAACACGUUUCUUAAAAUGCAGACACAUCGGGUAUUCUCCUCUUCGGAUGUCUUCAAAGAUUCGAAUAGGCUGUGCGAGUGGAUUUUGGGGAGACACUGCGAUGUCAGUACCUGCUUUGGUUCAGCGUGGAAAACUAGAUUUUCUAGUUUUUGAUUAUUUGUCUGAAAUUACCAUGUCUCUUUUGGCUGCAGCAAAACAGAAAUCCCCAGACAUGGGUUACACUGCAGAUUUCAUUCACUCUGCCUUAGUUCCUAAUUUGAGGGAAAUUAAAGAAAAAAAUAUACGAAUUGUGAGUAAUGCUGGCGGAAUCAAUCCUCAUUCCUGCGCUGAAGCUCUAAGGACUGCAGCCAAGAAAUUAAACCUGGAUUUCAAGAUUGCAGUCAUUACUGGUGAUGAUUUAUUACCUCAGAAAGAAAUUAUUCAGAAGUUGGACAUAAAAGACAUGGAUAAAGGUUUUUCAUUUCCUCAAAAUAUUACAAGUAUGAAUGCAUAUUUGGGUGCUGGUCCAAUUGCAAAAGCAAUAGACAUGGGUGCUGAUAUAGUUAUCACUGGUCGUUGUGUAGACAGUGCUCUCGUACUUGGGCCUCUAGUUAGCAAGUUUAAGUGGAGUUUUCAAGAUCUGGACAAGAUUGCUAUGGGGAGCUUAGCUGGUCACUUGCUGGAAUGUGGAGCUCAAUCAACCGGUGGAAUUCAUACAGAUUGGCACUUAAUUAAAAACUGGCACAACAUGGGUUUCCCUAUUGCGGAAUGCUCCGACAAUGGAGAGUUCACGAUUUCCAAGCCACCCGACACCGGUGGCCUGGUGUCUGUGGGAACUGUGUCCGAACAGCUGGUGUACGAAAUCGGUGAUCCUGCAAAUUAUCCGCUGCCUGAUGUUUUGUGUGAUUUUACUGAUGUUAGACUGUCUCAAAUAUCUGAGGAUAAAGUUCUAGUUCAAGGUGCCAAAGGAAAAUGUCCUACUGAUUUUUAUAAAGUGAGUGCAACCUUUAGUGAUGGGUUUCGUGCAACUACUGUUUGCCCUGUUGUUGGCCCCAAAGCUGCUGAGAAAGGGUUUAUCACAGCGAAUUCUAUAUUAAAAAGGUCAGAAAAUGUGUUCAAAAGUUUGGGUCUUGAUGGUUUCAAACGAACUCAUAUAGAAGUGUUAGGUGCUGAACAAAAUUAUGGAAAAAAUUCUAUGAAUAAGGAAUCUCGGGAAGUUGUAAUGUGGAUUGCUGUUCAUCAUGACAAAAAAGAAGCCAUAUCUUUAUUCUCAAAAGAAAUUGCUGCUGCAGCUACUGGGGGAGCUCCUGGAUUUACAACCUUGAUUGGUGGAAGACCCAAAGCAUCUCCAAUACUAAAACUGUAUUCAUUUUUGUAUCCAAAAAAUAAACUGAAGAUUGAAAUUAGCUUUGAAGGAAAAAUUGAGUCUUUCAUUCCAGAAGUCGUUGAAAAGCAGGCUGAAAAGCAGCAAAACACAGUCGAAAAACCAUCCGUUCUGAAAGGCAGCAAAACCUAUAGACUUGGAGAACUUGCAUAUACUAGAAGUGGUGAUAAAGGGAACAAUUGCAAUAUAGGAGUCAUUGCGAGACAUCCAUCAUUUCUUCCUUAUCUAGAAGAUCAACUCACUCCAGAAAGUGUUGCAUCCUACUUCAAGCAUUUAUUUACCUGUGGUACUGAAACAGUUGAAAGGUACAAAUUACCAGGAAUAAAUGCAUUAAAUUUCUUACUGAAAGAAUCUCUGGGAGGCGGAGGAGUUGCUUCCCUAAGAAGUGAUCCACAAGGUAAGGCUUGUGCUCAAAUCAUGACAGAUUUCUUGUUACGUAACAUGCCCGAUAUUGAAGAUCUGAAGAACAACAAUUAAGUUUGUAAAUAUCAACUUUAUGUGUAUGUUAUUUGUUAAAUAAUUUUGUAAAGAGUUUGAUAAAGUAUUUUUCAAGUA